AAUCUUUUGGACGGGGGAAGCCCGUGCAAACAAAAAGAGCGCUGUUCGAUGGAUGAAAUAGUUACAGAAAUUAUGUAGCUGAUAUCCUACACAGAAAGUGAGACUGAAUAACAUGCACAUGCUGAUUACUGGAGGGGAGGCUGAAGGACAUCCUGUUUUGAUUUAGCAGUGUUAUUACUCUUUGGGGUGAAAUGAAGAAUUUGAUUCUGUUUUGGAAAUACUCAGAUUUCUAAUGCAACUGAACUUCAGUAGCGGUUUUGCAGUACAGAUUUCAACAAACGAAUUUUUCUUAAACAAAGAUGCAGAACCUGUCACUAGUAGAAAAUCUUACUAAUACCGACACAUCGCACCGGAUGUCUCUAAAAGACCUCGCAGUUGAAGUAGGUGGUACGUCUCUCGAUGAAAGUGACUGUAACUCGAAUGAAAGAACAAAUAAUGAAGAAAUUAUUAAUCUUGAAGUAAUGCAGCAAAGCCUCCCUGGAGUACAUAGCAAAGGGAGAAGUUGUGAGGGAUUUUCCGAGAGCAGCUGUAGUACCUUAGAACCCACAGGUUCCUGGGGUGAUUUUGAAGGCUUCAGGGAGUCCUUAGACAAAUCGGAGAGAUUCAGUCAUAAUCUUGAAGUUUUGGUGAAGUCAACGAAAACUUCUAGAGCCAAUACGGACUUAAGCAGCGGACGUUGUAGAGCUUCUGCUGGUCACUUUUGUUCUGAGCCACCUCUGCACAGUGGGAUACAGGAGGCUUGGAGCUCUCUAAAUGAGGCAAACCACAGCUAUGAGGAUAUAUUUAAGUUGGGCUUUCCAGAAGUCUUUGUAUCACAGUCCAGAGAGAGCAUAAGAAGCUUAGAUCAAGUACUUGAUACAAAUAAUGAAGAUGUUGGGAUUCCUGAACUUACGAAGAAUCAACUUUGCAUUGAUUCUGGAAACAUAUGGAGAACGCUUAGAGACUUUGAUAAUACCCCCAGCUUAAGACAUCCCUGGAGUAAAUCUCAUUGCCAAGAAAACCUCUUGAGUGUUCUUGGAAUAGAUGCAAAUCAAAAGGACUUUUUGGAGAGCCGGGAUGACAUCUUUGAGGAAUCAAAUGUUAAAGGUAAUGAGGACUUCAGAUUUGAUGGAUUCAGUAUUAAUGACUGCAAAGCACUGAUCCAGACCAGGCUUUCUGUAUCACCAGAUUCCAGACAUGGUCAUCUCUUUACCUGCAAUCUCUUUUUGAAAACCACAUCGUCAGAUGGAAACAUGCAAUAUGUAACAAUCCCAAGGAAGAAGCACAUUUUUGCUGCACACAACCUAAAAAUGAAAUUUUUCAGUAGUGAUGUUUGUUGAACCAAAUGCACUUUUAAAUCUUUUUUUUUUUUCUUUUUGAACUGAAUGCAGUUUACCUUCAUUUUGUUACUGGCUUGGUACUAUAGACUACAUAUGUUCUUUAGGAAAGUGACAUAUUACUGUAUAUGAAGUACCUAAAGCCACAUUAUUAGAAGAUAUUUAUCCUAUUUAGUUGUGAAGUCAAAGGUGUAAUUUUGUCCUGCUCAGUCUUGCUGCAGAGUCACGUUUCUUACAGUAAAUCCAGCUGCAAUCAGACUUUAAAGAUACUCUGGUGGACUAUAUGACUGACCUUUCAGGCCUUAGUGCCUCUUUGAUCAAAAACCUUGUUUCCCUGCCAAAAUCUAAACACACCUCAGGUGUGUUGUAAAGUGUGCCUUGUCACCAUCUCUCCUCGUAUUUGGUCCAGUUUGGAUCAGCUGAGAGCUGUUACUUUGCCACUGAUGAACCUAAUGGGAUGAGCCUUCGACAU
Molecule: messenger RNA, 1788 nt
Organism: Pygoscelis adeliae (Adelie penguin)
Lineage: Eukaryota; Metazoa; Chordata; Aves; Sphenisciformes; Spheniscidae
Gene: CLBA1
Product: chromosome unknown open reading frame, human C14orf79
Exons: 6
Coding region: 300-1319 (339 amino acids)
Biological process (GO): intracellular transport
Cellular component (GO): trans-Golgi network membrane; AP-1 adaptor complex
Molecular function (GO): clathrin binding
Source: RefSeq, a predicted model, not a curated record